Messenger RNA from Exophiala bonariae, 1665 nucleotides. RefSeq lists its product as uncharacterized. Lineage: Eukaryota; Fungi; Ascomycota; Eurotiomycetes; Chaetothyriales; Herpotrichiellaceae. Bases 1 to 1665 code for a protein of 554 amino acids. The record is from RefSeq and is a predicted model, not a curated record. The transcript has a single exon.
AUGAUUCUUAAUCGUCUAAAACGUAUUGACAGCAAGAUUAACCAGCUUUCGAUGCCGGAAAAAGACCCAGACCAAACGUCUAAGACGGAACAAGCGACGAUCGCUCCGGUACUAACACCUUCUCAAGGCGAUAUCGCACAGUUUCUGUCGCCCCCUCCACACGUUGAUAUACAGAAAGCCAUCAGCUCGACAGGCUCGCCCCAUACGCAGUCGAAAUUGUCAUUCAGUGCCCAUCAAGCUAUUCACUGGCCUGGACUUCAUUCCAUCUCAUUAUCCCGUUCUUUUGCCACCGGUGCAGAAGGAUCAAACAUAUAUCUAUCAGACGUCGAACUAGAUGGCCCUUCUUAUGUGGAGCAGACCCAGAAUGAGACUUUCUCGAAAGAUUGGCUUGCUACAUUAAGCCUCUCCACCGUCAAAGGGUUGUGUAAUGCAUACUUUGUCACUUUUAAUCGAGUCUUCCCACUGAUCGAUCGUGAUCAUUUCUUUCUUGACACCCUUUCAACAGUCGUUGCAGAAGGCUUUAGCUACGAUAUCGAAUCUUGCCUAGUCCUUAGUGUCAUGGCUUUAGGUUGUCUAGGAUCAAAGGCAUAUGAUGAGGGAGGUUACCCCAGCGAGGACAGCCUUCCUUCCACGGGAGUCGUGCAGAUUCUACUGAACCAGGAUGUACCAGGUCAACAACUGUUCGAUGAAUCAAGGCGCAGGAUUGGUCUCUGCUCAUCUGCCAAAGAUAUACGGAUAUCCCAGUAUUAUCUAACAGCAGCACUUUUCUUCUCGCAAGCUAUGCUGCCGCUCAACCAGUGGAUGAUGACAGAUCGUGCCAGCACCAACUGCCUGAUAUUUUGGCAUCACAUUCGCCACCGUUCUGAUGAAUGGACGGUAGACAUGCAGGCUCGUGUCUUCUGGUCAUCUUUACUUAUGGAGACCGUCAUCGUCCAAGAAAUGGACUUACCAAGAAGUCGCCUGAGGGAGCUUGAGAACAUAGUUCCACUCCCGACGUUUAUGGUUUAUCCCAAUGCGAAAAGGCAGCAGCAGGCCCUACGAGGCGAUGAGUCAUACUACCAUUAUCAUUUUCUGGCUCAGAUAGCCCAUCGCAUUAUUCUCGUCAGAAUACGAGAUGAGAUGUAUCAUUUCAAUCCGUCCGUUCUCGUUGCAAAUGAGCUCCGGCAUCAACUUGAGCAGUGGCGUGCAAAUCUGCCGCCGGCGUUGCAGUUCAACAAUCAUCAACACACUUUCAGCUGUCCGGCUGAGGCUGUUGCCAUGUCGUUACUGCAGACCAGAUACCGUUCGGCGAUUUAUCAUGUUGGCCGACCUUUCCUGUACAAGGCACUGGCCAACCCAUCUUCAAUUUCAGACCAAGAGUUGAACUUUUGCUCUGAAGCACUCCAAAACGCCUCGGAUUGGCCGAUCGCGACAGGUUCAUGUCAGAGGAUGAGUAGCUUCUCCCCUCUGAAGUAUUUUGUAUGCCGUUCUUUUUUCGGAACUCUUCUCAUCUCAUAUGCACUGAGAGAAUCCGGGAACGAGAGAUUGGUCAAAACACUCCCGGAUCGCUCAGAUGUUCUGUGCUCUGACAUGCUUCGCUAUAUCGAGGAUUUGGCGGUACAAAGUCCAUCACUACGGAAAGACCGUGAAUUCCUCUCUCUGCUAUACGGACCUCCCAAUGACUGA